AAUGCUUCAAAAUACUCAUCAAUGUAACAAAAUGCCCAGAAAAACAACUACAACAACAAUACCUUUAGGCCGCCCCUCAGUUACAUUUUCUGAUAUUGUUAUUAUGGAAGACGAUCAAAAAUGCCAAAAUAGAACCCCUCUAAAUGAAAAAACCCCUUUAUCAAUUGAUUUUGAAGAAGAAGAAGAAAAUAAUAAAAAUAAAAGAUGCUUAACUUAUUUUUGGAAUAUUUUUAAGGAAAAAAUAAAUGGAAAUGAUAAAAUAAUAAAAGAAGAUACUGGAAAAAUAAGAAUAAAUUUUUUUAUUUGGUGCGCGCCAAUACCACUAAUUGUAAAGGAAAAAUUUUUGUAUUAAAAAA
Meloidogyne enterolobii is the source of this 356-nucleotide messenger RNA. Lineage: Eukaryota; Metazoa; Nematoda; Chromadorea; Rhabditida; Meloidogynidae. The record is from the annotation of a GenBank genome assembly.